Molecule: messenger RNA, 206 nt
Organism: Dibothriocephalus latus
Lineage: Eukaryota; Metazoa; Platyhelminthes; Cestoda; Diphyllobothriidea; Diphyllobothriidae
Source: the annotation of a GenBank genome assembly
GGCACAGAAGGUGGUAGCCUCUGGAGGAAGUGGGGCCUCGGGUUUCACGAAGGUGGUGGUGGUGGUGCUUGCGGUGUCAAGGGCAUUACGGAAACUCUGGUUGUAGGAUCGACUGCGCACAAAGUUACUCUCCGAGGACCGGACGGGGGAGACGUCUAAACAGAUCAGAAGAUGCAACAGUUGAGAUGAGGGGGGCUGAUCUUUGA